This is a messenger RNA of Harpegnathos saltator (Jerdon's jumping ant), 432 nucleotides long. RefSeq lists its product as uncharacterized. The record is from RefSeq and is a predicted model, not a curated record. NCBI's taxonomy places the organism in Eukaryota, Metazoa, Arthropoda, Insecta, Hymenoptera, Formicidae. The transcript is spliced from 3 exons. The coding region runs from base 1 to 432 and encodes 143 amino acids.
AUGUUGCGUAUGCAAGCUGCUGCAAAUAUAAUGUUAAAGGAUAUUAAGCAACGUGUGACAAAACUCGAAGAUGUUUUGAAAAAUCGCACAUUACAUAUGUCAGAAAAUAGCGGCCUAAUUGCACAAUUUUUACCGUUUGUUACAAUAAAGGAAAUAAAAGAGUUUGAAUCUGUAUUAAAAACCACAGAUGAGGCAGUGACGCAGUUUACAGAAUUUGUGUCUAAAACUGGUGGGAACAAUUCAAAACAUACUAUUCAGCGAACAAUGAAGAAAAUUUUCACAAAUGAAUGCGCCAUAAAAUGCUCCUGGAAGGGAAUUAGGAGCAACUUUAGAGUUUGCGAUUUGUAUUUCAUACAAAUUAUGAGAAACGCAGUAAUUUUGCAACAUGUGAAUGUUACUGAAUCCGACUUCGACAAUACUGUAGCGGAAUAG